CUGCAGGCCGGGGCGCCCACACCCACACGACGCCGCCUCCUCCCGCCUCCCGCCGCGUCGCCGUUAGGGGCCAAAGCCCCCAUGGUGCCCCCCGGGGCCGUCGCCACCUUCGGGCCGUGAGGGCUGAGCACCAGACACGGGGACGGGGACGGGCCCGGGCAGCGCGGGAGUACCACCACAGCCGCCCCCAUGGAGGAGGACCGAGAUCUCACCGAGCAGCAGCCUACGGUGAAAAAGGCCAAGAUGCAGGAGUCGGGGGAGCCGGCGUUAAGCCAGGGGACCCUCCCCGACGCCAAUGAGCAGAAAGUGGAAGGCCCCGGCCUCGCCUCAGAUGUCACCAUGGCAGAUGGAAUUCUGACCUGCACUGACUACCUCCCGCGCCCGGCCAGCGACUACUCCUCGCAGCUCUACUCUGCCAAACCGUACACGCAUAUCCUUUCCGUCCCCGUGUCCGAGACGCUGACCGCCUACUCCGGCCAGACCCAGUACCAAGCCCUGCCACAGUCCCAGCCCUAUACGGUGUAUCCACAGGCCGCCCAGAGCUAUGGACUACCUCCUUUCGCUCCAAGCCCCAACGCCAGCCUAGUCUCUGCCUCUUCCACCGCCACCGCCGCCGCCAACGUGUCCGCUGUCGCCAGCAUCUCCAGUCAGGACUAUCCCACGUACACCAUCCUGGGUCAGAACCAGUACCAGACCUGCUACCCCAGCCCCAGCUUUAGCCUCCCGGCACAGACCAGCAGCAGCAGCAGUGCUGAGACGGCUCCACUCGCUGCCCCCGUCUACCAAGCUGGGAAACCCGGCGGUAUUGCCCCCACCCCCGCGAACCAGCGCCUCUCCUCAGGGGACCCUGCAGCCAGCCCGUCCUUGGCCCGGGCCGCACCCAGCAAGGAAGCAGAGGAGCAGGCCAGGAAAAAUGUGGCCGGGAAGAACCGGGGCAAGAGGAAAGCCGACGCCACAGCCUCCCAAGACAACGAGCUGGAACGGGUGUUCCUGUGGGAUCUGGAUGAGACCAUCAUCAUCUUCCACUCCCUGCUCACCGGCUCCUAUGCCCAGAAGUACGGGAAGGACCCGACGGUCGUCAUCGGCUCGGGCCUGACCAUGGAGGAGAUGAUCUUUGAGGUGGCCGACACGCACUUGUUCUUCAACGACCUGGAGGAGUGUGACCAGGUACACGUGGAGGACGUGGCCUCGGACGACAACGGACAGGACUUGAGCAAUUACAGCUUUUCAACGGACGGCUUCAGUGGCAGCGCUGGGGGCACGGGCCCUGGGGGCGCGGUGGGCGUGCAGGGCGGGGUUGACUGGAUGAGGAAGCUGGCUUUCCGCUACCGCAAAGUCAGGGAGACCUACGACAAGCACAAGAGCAACGUGGGCGGCCUCCUGAGUCCCCAGCGGAAGGAAGCCCUGCAGCGGCUUCGAGCAGAAAUCGAGGUUUUAACGGAUUCCUGGCUGGGAACGGCCCUCAAGUCUCUGUUGCUCAUCCAGUCCAGGAAAAACUGCGUGAACAUUCUCAUCACCACCACCCAGCUGGUACCCGCCCUUGCUAAGGUCCUACUGUACGGUCUGGGCGAGGUGUUCCCCAUCGAGAACAUCUACAGCGCCACCAAGAUUGGGAAAGAGAGCUGCUUUGAGAGGAUUGUGUCACGCUUUGGGAAAAAGGUGACCUACGUGGUCAUCGGGGAUGGCCGUGAUGAGGAAAUUGCUGCCAAACAGCACAACAUGCCUUUCUGGCGGGUCACGAACCACAGCGACCUCGUCUCCCUCCACCAGGCCCUGGAGCUUGACUUCCUGUAGGAAAGGCCACCCCCCCGCCCCCCCAGCCCCUCGGUUGCCAGUCCACCUUCCGCCAGGAUCUGACCCUUCCCUGGAGUCUGGAUGGUGGCCGAUGCCUGCAGAUUGGCUGGGGGCACGGGGUUGGGGGGCCCCCAGGUAUGGGGGAGGGCCGCCGGGGCCCGGAGCAGCCGCCGUCCUCUCUGAUGACUCUAGUCCAGCUCUCAGCAGAGUGCCAAUCACUGGUCUUCUCCAGCUCAUCCCGCCGCUUUCACAUUGAUAGAGGCCUUGGGCACUCUCAGGCCAGAUCUGGCAACCCUGCAGGCCACACUUGCCAAGGCUGGCUGUGGCCACCGUUCUACUAUGGGGCAACGUGUAUGUGAAGGCGGGGGUUGUAUGUGGCCGGGGAAGGGCCGGCCUCACCCGCCUCCAUCCCCCUCCCCUCCGCCCCUUCCUACCCUGGUUCUGCUCAGUGCGGUCCUGGCUGUGGAGGCUCGGCUGGGGGUAGGCUCUGGCUCCCCGCCCCAGGUCGGCCCCCCUCCCCCGUAAUCCCCUGUGAUCUGCUUCCACUCCCGGGCAGGCCGUGCUUGCGGGGUGGGCUCCGGGAGCCAGCGGCGGACAGCGCCCCAGACCUGCUCUAGAUUCCGUCCUGCGACAGUUGGGGCUGAUCGGGGGUGCCCCCGCCCCCGCCACGGGGCCCGGCCCACCACUCACCCUAGCUGAGCUCUGGCUGGCCUCCGCCCUAGCCCCUGCAGGGGAGUUUGGUGGCAGAGUGUCGGGGAGCUACUCUCCAGGUAACCCUGCCCCGUCCCUGCCCAUUCCCACUCCUCCCGGGAGCCGCCCCCCCGCCACACAUUGACGGGCCCCCGGCCGCUCCUGUGGGCCACAGCCUGCAGGCUGCUUGACUUCCAAUUGUGCAACUGUGCCUUAGCCCUCCACCCUACCUUGUCGGCUCUGUGCCCUCGACUGUUUCCACCCUGCUCCCUUGACCACGGUGAGAGCUGGAGGGGGGCAGGGGCCUCCUCCCAGAAAACUUGCGAGUAUGCAGGGAUGGCUCCCCGACCCGGCGCUCGGCCCCUGCCUUCCUCUUGCUUAGCUUGCUGGUCCUCCCCUGGGCCGGAGGUGGGGGAACUACCUGCCACCCCGCCCUUGGCUGACCCCACCUCUCCCCAGUUGCCGCCAGCCCUAGGGCUGGGCCUGGGUCCCGGUCCGUGGUUAGAAACUGGAUUCCCUUGGCCUGAGGUGUGGUGCGGGGGCGGGCGGCACGCCAGGCCGGGCGGUGGUGGGUGUAUUUAUGUGACCCGGGCAUUUGUGGCAGUAGAGAACAGAACCAUGAUGUUCUAUGUAACGGGAACUGUCUUCACUUGAAAAAUAAAGUUUUUAUUUUCUAUAAAA
This is a messenger RNA of Ornithorhynchus anatinus (platypus), 3165 nucleotides long. It is a transcript of the gene EYA3, whose product is annotated as EYA transcriptional coactivator and phosphatase 3. The transcript is spliced from 17 exons. Lineage: Eukaryota; Metazoa; Chordata; Mammalia; Monotremata; Ornithorhynchidae. Gene Ontology annotation, biological process: multicellular organism development; positive regulation of DNA repair; negative regulation of extrinsic apoptotic signaling pathway in absence of ligand. The record is from RefSeq and is a predicted model, not a curated record. The coding region runs from base 190 to 1794 and encodes 534 amino acids. Gene Ontology annotation, cellular component: nucleus. Gene Ontology annotation, molecular function: protein tyrosine phosphatase activity.